Zygotorulaspora mrakii is the source of this 4368-nucleotide messenger RNA. RefSeq names its product Ecm5p (gene ECM5). Gene Ontology annotation, molecular function: DNA binding; histone H3K4me/H3K4me2/H3K4me3 demethylase activity. Lineage: Eukaryota; Fungi; Ascomycota; Saccharomycetes; Saccharomycetales; Saccharomycetaceae. The coding region runs from base 1 to 4368 and encodes 1455 amino acids. The transcript has a single exon. The record is from RefSeq and is a predicted model, not a curated record. Gene Ontology annotation, cellular component: nucleus. Gene Ontology annotation, biological process: chromatin remodeling.
AUGCAUCAAAGUAGGCCUAUAACAAAGAUUGUGCAUUUGCUAAAUGAACAGGAUGACUCGGAUUUGUCUAUCCAAUGUCAGGUGCCGUUGUCGGGCUCUACACUAGACAUGGGCAAUGAUAAGAGAUCCCACGCAUUGGCAGCCAACGCAGCCCCAAGAGUGAGUAAAAAGCCACCCACAAGUAAAGGCAACAAUGGGCAAAAAGUACGAACUCUGGGCUCGGAACUGGUUUCUUCCAAGAGUGAGUCCACCACACCUUUCGCCAAAAAGAGCCAGGCGAGCAAAUCAAAAUCCUCGGGGCAGUUUGACAUUGAACGCCUUAGAAGGACUAAAAUUACGCCAGGUCGUAACUCCAGCACGCUCAAGGUGUACCAUGAAAAUUCGGGCUUAUUUUACGAGAUUUCGACCAAUUCAGUACCGGUCUUCAAAGUCCUCAAAUCACAAGUGCCGGAUCCCAUCGUCUUCUAUGAGUCAGUCAAAGAUUUAGGUUCGCAACACGGUUGUGUGAAAUUAGUUUUCUGUGAUUCUAACGGUGCGUUUCAGUACGAAGAGAAAGAAUCCUGCGAUAAAUUUGGUGGCAAUCCUGACCAGUUUUGGUUCAGGGCGGUAACCCAGUUUACAGGCUCUUUGGGGGCGAAUAAGCAACACAUGUACGAGUUUUACAGAGACCUUCUGAAUUACCAUGAGAUGACGAAAGACGAGGGGCAGAACUUCAGCAGAGUUCCGAGCAUAAAUAAAAGAGUUUUAGAUCUUUAUCGCUUAUUCAAUUGUGUGCGACUCAGAGGUGGUUAUGAAGCUGUCUGUCAGGAGAAACUGUGGGCACAGAUAGGUCGAGAGCUCGGUUACUCUGGGAGAAUCAUGAGCUCUCUAUCUACUUCACUAAGGCUUGCGUACGUCAAAGUACUGUUGGGAUAUGAACAGUAUCUGAAGAAUAAAAAUGAGAAAGGCCCCCAUGAAGUAGCCAUCCCAAUGAUUGAACAGAAACAAGAUGAUGGCUUUCUGAACCAAGGCGCAGAUAAUGAGUAUAUUUUUGAAGUCGCACAUUCGGCUGCGGAGUAUAAGGUUCUGAGGGAGCUCAGUGAGGUGAAAGGUUGCACAAAACAUUAUUCUGUUGAAAGUCAUGGUGUUUGCACGGAUAAGCAUAACCAUUCCUUGCCUCGUUGUGAAUCUAACGCCUGGCAAGUUGGACUCGAAACAUACGAGAGUAAUGUAUUCAACUCACAUUGUUCACCGAUAUAUGAUCUGAGACAGUAUUACGAAAAAAGUGAGAGACAUAUCGAAAGUUUACGAACUAAAUAUGCCAAUAGUUCUUCUGAAUUCACAUCAAAUUUUCAGGAGUUUGAACAACCAAAUUUUGAAAGGCUUUUCUUCGAAUUUCUGUCCUCUGGAAAGGAACCUCAUUUUGUUGAUACAGGACUCGGUCUAGAAGCAGCGGCUCACAAUUUUGGUUCGUCUUUCAUACCGAAUAAUAAGGAUAAAUAUAACGCGUUUAAAGACCAAUGGAAUUUGGAGAACUUCCCUCUCCAAGAAAAUUCCCUACUCAGACAUCUAGACCUUGACUUCCGUAAUUACACGCAUACAACCGUCAACGUUGGUAUGCUUUUCUCAGUGGAAGGUUGGCAUACUAAUGGAAACUUUCUUCCAAGUAUUAACUACAAUCAUUUGGGUGCUGCCAAACUCUGGUAUGUCGUUCCUUCUACUGACAUGGAGAAAUUCGAACUGUUGGUCGAAACCAUAAACAAUAAAUUGCACUUUGAGAAUAGCCAAGUAAGCCCCCCCUGUAUUUAUGAUGAAAAGCUUAAAAAUUCCGAAUUCUACAAAUGCUAUUCGGAGUCAGCUCUUCUAUUGCAUGAUGAAUGGGUUGGUCCCGAGAAGUCCUCUCGAGCUGCUGGUAAAACAACCUCUCAAAAAAGUCUUCCAGGAGACCUCCUACUACAUCCAAAGCUUUUGGAGAGACAUGGAAUCAAAUGGCUCACUGUUACUCAGGAGAGUGGCACAUAUAUUUUCACAUUCCCAAAGGCAUAUACUUCGAAUAUUGCAAGUGGCUUCUGUGCGUCGGAGAAUGCUUUUUUUGCACCGCAUUCAUGGUUAUGUAACAACAUAUUGGAAGGAUCAGAGUGGUUUUAUAAGAACAAUAUGCUUCCGGGUAUAUUGCCCUUUCAGUUUCUGCUGAAUAUCACAUCAUAUAAAGAUAACACAUCCUUCUCUAGGACGGCCAAACAUAUUCUAAAGCAGCUAGCACAAGAAGAAAUCCACUACAGGUCCAAAGUACGAAAAGCCCUAAACGAGAAAGGUUGUAUUAAAAACAAAUUCGAUUAUAUUUCUGAUAUAUCCUUUAAACCCGCAGGAGGUAGCAAAGUUGUGAUAACCGAUUCUCUUGAUACCAAAACUCUAACAUGUGAAGAGUUCUUGAAAAUGAUUACCGAAAGUGAACUCGAAAAAUUAUCAGCUUGCGAACGAAAAGUUUUAUUGCAGAACUCGCAACUACACAUAUAUUGCUCAGAUGAGAGAAUCAUGUCUAUCCUCUCAGAAUCUGAUGAUUUAUGCAAUAGUAAUAAAUAUGAAGGAGAAGAUAGCAACGAUGUAUUAUUCAAAAAUUUGAAAGCUUUACAGAAGGAGGGAACAGUUCCAUUAGCAAUUUUGGAGGGACUCUCUCGUAAAAUUAAUCCUGAAAUUCCAUGGUUUGCCGAAUUUGAAGAAUUGCUUUUCAAAGUAAGGGCCCUUCAACAAGACUGUGAGCGUAUUUUAUCAUCAUUUACAUCUUCCUGUCAAGUUGAUGCCUUCGAAAACCUUGGGAACGGCUUGAACCUUGACGAGCCACAAGUGGGAAACGGAGACUUGGAUCUUGCUUUCUUCCAUUCAAUUGUUCAUAAGAUAGAAGAAAGCUGUGUUACGUUUCCCAGUAUGUUUGAAGUACUCAGAAGGCGUGGAGAUGUUAAUGCAUUCGAAGUGAAGUUGAAGGAGUCUCUACAGUCGAAGACGCUUGUGGACCUAAAGUACGCGUAUUCGUUGGGUAGAUGGUUAAACGUUGCAAGCAAAUAUUUGGAGCCAGUAGUCUAUUGGAUGUGUCGAAACAAGUGGCUAGAGAGUUAUCAAACGCUUCUUACGAGUAACAGCAAGCACAUCUCUGUAGCAUACACGAUUCAUGAUCUACAUUCCUUUCUGAAAUAUGGCAUUAAAUAUUGUGGAGCCGAGCAGAGUGAAAAACUUCAGAAAGUGAAACAAAUAAUAGUCAAAUCUCAAAAUGUCAUAAACUUGAUCAAUGGUAUAUUGAACCACAAACAUACAGGCGAAUUCAAACUAGAUGAUUUGAAGAAUGUUGUUCAAAUGGCAUUUGAAGAAUGUUUACCCGUGAAUCAGGAACUUACCACCACGUUAGUAUCGAUUUUAAAUGCUGUUAACGGUGCGAAGGAUAAGCUCUCUCCUUUAUUGCAAAUGAUAGACGUUAAUCGACCUUUUCAGUUCCAGUUAAUCGAAGGAAUAAAAAAAAACUCGAAGGACUCACUCCAACUUCUAACCAAGUUUGAUGGUUCCACUAAUGAUAAGAGAAUCGCUAUGUCAGACGUUCUGAGCCAAAAAUUUUUCAGCGAUAAUAUAAAAGCAUGUAAAAACUGGAUUAAUAAGGUCAACAAAAUCUUUACCAAAAGUAAAAGGGAAAAGCUAAGAAACAGGUUAUUAAGUGCUUUGGAUGUCAAAUUUGACAAAUAUCAUAAAAAAGAUGAUUCGGAACCUACAGAAAAUCAAGAGAUAUACUGCUUCUGUAGACGAGGUGAUAUUGGAGGAACAAUGAUUGAAUGCGAAGUGUGCAAGGAGUGGUAUCAUACCGGAUGUAUUGCUCCUCAUACUUGGAAAUUACCGCAAGAUUCCAAUAGUGUUUUCGUCUGCUCAGUGUGUUCACCCAGAGUAUGUGUUUCUUCCGCCAGUAUCGAUUAUUCAAUAAUACAGAACUUAUUCCUCGAAUCGGUAAAACUGAAAUUGGCACCAGACAGACAAAUGCUCUCUGACGUAUCCUCAAUUUUCGAAUCCCUCUUUCUGUUCAAGAUUGACAUGAUGGAAAGACUUUCAAUUUCUGAAGGUCAAUUGGCACCUGAUGUUACCUUGAAUCAGGCAAAACACUAUUUAAGAAAGCUGAUUAAGUCGAACUGUCGUUUCGCUUCAUGGGAUGGUGUCCUGGAAGCGUUUUGUCAAGUAAAAAAUGUCGAACUUAAUGAAGACCUGAAAUCUCGAAGACUUGUCAUACUUACUGGGCCGGAAAGUAUAAUGCAUGCCAAUGAGACUUCCGUUGCAUCCUCUACAACAUCAGAUGUACCGAAUACUCCAGAAAAAGCAGAGGAUGCUGAACGUAAGAUCAAGAUUGAGAAAGAUUAA